AUAAGUCCGAAACGAGUUCCUGAUCCGUCAAUCUUGAAAGAUGUCCAAGAAGGAUGUGGCGUGUUUCUGGAUCGUACUGCUUCUGUGCCAAGAGCUACGGACCAAUCCGAUCGCAGAGAUGGGACCAUCCUCCAGCAUCCUGAUUCAAGAGACACCAGGGUUCAUCUUGACAGGGAAGAGGAUCCUGACCUAACGUGUGUUCGGCAGCUUGGACCCAAAGAUUUCCAUCGAGAAGGCGUACAACAUUUCAUUGAUGCAGCUUCCUGA
Molecule: messenger RNA, 267 nt
Organism: Pelobates cultripes (western spadefoot toad)
Lineage: Eukaryota; Metazoa; Chordata; Amphibia; Anura; Pelobatidae
Source: the annotation of a GenBank genome assembly